Solea senegalensis (Senegalese sole) is the source of this 1214-nucleotide messenger RNA. It is a transcript of the gene mrpl28, whose product is annotated as mitochondrial ribosomal protein L28. The record is from RefSeq and is a predicted model, not a curated record. The coding region runs from base 155 to 910 and encodes 251 amino acids. The transcript has 6 exons. Gene Ontology annotation, cellular component: mitochondrial large ribosomal subunit. Gene Ontology annotation, molecular function: structural constituent of ribosome. NCBI's taxonomy places the organism in Eukaryota, Metazoa, Chordata, Actinopteri, Pleuronectiformes, Soleidae.
CGCCGAUGUAGGCGGUACCAUCAGUGUGGACUGUAGGAUUCGCCCGUGUUGUCCUUGCCUCAUUUAGCGGUGUCGUGAAUUAAAAAAUUAUUUUCCAUUUGGCGUAGGGCGCUGUUUUCUCAUCGCCCGGUUUGACUUAAAAAGACACUUAGUGAUGCCUCUUCAUAAAUUCCCUCCCAAAAUCUGGGACGCCCUGAAACUGAAGCAAGGUAUUUAUGCUCGCCUCCCUAAACAUUACCUGAAGUCUCUGGAGCCAAAAGAGCCCCCCGCUGUCCACUGGAGACCCCUGGGAGUGAAGUACAGAGCCAACCCAAAGACCGGUCUGAAAGAACGGGUGCAGGAUGUGCCAGUCCCUAUCUUCUACCCUCCACAAUCGCAGGAUGGCUUGUGGGGUGGCGAAGGCUGGAUAAGUGGUUUCAGAUAUGCCAACAAUGACAAAAUGUCCAAUCGUCUAAAAAAGACUUGGAGACCACAGCUCUUCAAAAGGGAGUUGUACAGCGAAAUCCUCGAUCACAAGUUCACCAUCACCGUCACAGCCCGCACUCUGGAUCUCAUCGAUGCAGCCUACGGCUUUGACUUUUAUAUUCUAAAAUCACCAAAGGAAGUCCUGAACUCCAAGCUGGGAAUGGACCUGAAGAGGGCCAUGUUGCUUCGGCUAGUACGCAGAAACACAGAACUCUACCCCAGCGAUGCUGUCAAAAGACAGAAGGUUUAUGACAAAUACAAGCAGUUUGAGAUUCCAGAGGAGGAAGCAGAGUGGGUGGGUCUGAGUCUGGAGGAGGCUGUUGAGAAGCAGAAGCAACUGGAGCACAAGGAACCUGAGCCGCUUUUUAAGGUCUGUGUGGAGGAACUGGUGGAGGAGCUGCUUGUCCAAAAACUGUCAGAGCCACACAUCACAGAGAAGAAAUGAUGACCUGGGACAGAUGCAGCUUAUCGUACUGAGAAAUGAAGCAGGUUCUGUCAAGCUUCUCUAGAAGGUUGUGGGACUUUGAGUCACCAACGUUUGCAGGAGAUCCUCCUGCACUUUUCCACAAAAAGGACACGGUGAUGUUGGAAUAAUGCGUAUUUAUUUUUUAAGUCUCUCUUUUGUCAAGACCAGUGCUUGAGACUUUUGGAAAUAAAGGAACAAGCUUGAAUCAGUGUCUACUUCCCAGCAUCUGACCAGAAGACGCUUAUGUGAAUAAAUAAAGUCCCUAUUUUAUUGCUCAUGUUAA